This is a messenger RNA of Octopus sinensis (East Asian common octopus), 438 nucleotides long. RefSeq names its product transcription elongation factor A protein 2-like. The record is from RefSeq and is a predicted model, not a curated record. The transcript has a single exon. Gene Ontology annotation, biological process: DNA-templated transcription. The coding region runs from base 1 to 438 and encodes 145 amino acids. NCBI's taxonomy places the organism in Eukaryota, Metazoa, Mollusca, Cephalopoda, Octopoda, Octopodidae. Gene Ontology annotation, cellular component: nucleus.
AUGACAGUUAACAAAAUUCGCAAGGAAACAUCAAACAAGUCAAUUUCCCUUCUCGCAAAGACUUUAAUACUGUUUUGGAAGAAGAAUGCUUCCGUCCCUCCUAACAAGCCCCAAGUCGAACAGGGGGCAAUCCACCUGGUCGACACAAUCCGUGAAAAGAGUCGAUCAAUGUUUUUGGACGCCGUGGAGGGGAGUCCUCAGGGAGGAAACUUUGAGGAAAUUUGUCGACAAAUUGAGGAACAAAUAUUUCUGACUUCCAAAACGGAGGCCGAGUACAGGAAAGGAGUUCGAACUCGAGUCAUCAAUUUGAGAGACCGUCGGAAUCCGGAAUUGCGGGGGGCUGUGUUGACAGGGGUGAUAUCCCCUCGUGAGUUCGCCACAAUGUCUGCAGAGGUAGAUUUUGGAGGCAUUGGCAGGACAUGGCUAACGGAGAGUUGA